AUGGUUGUUAUGAUAGAUUGGGAUUCAGAACACGAAGGUAACACAUACCCAUUUUUUGGUUUACGCGAGCCUUUCUCUGGUCUUAAUGAGAUGGAUUUUGAGCUUCAUGGCAUCUACAUGGAUCAUGAACCAGACGAAGAGUUCAUUACUCCACUGAACAAGUGUAAGGAUGCAUUUCUUAAUGUGUUACUAACUGAUGAAAAUAUUAGAAACUCUAGUUUGACUAAUGAUGUAAGAGCACAAGUGUAUCAUCGUGGUGACUUGCAAAGUGAUCAAGAGGAAGAAGAGCAAGAACAGGUGAUAAAUAAGUACAGAUUACAUGAUCCAAAAAUAAGAUGGGAUAAAAUAGAACCAAAACUUGGUGACAUUUUUGAGAUUGUUACACAACUGAAGUUUUGUAUCCAAAACAACAUAGUCCACAAUGGGUAUCAACUACUAUAUGUCUCAUGGAUGUUCAAUGAAAGAUCUAUUCAAAUCAAGACUUUAGAAGCUACUCAUAUUUGUGGUAGGAAGUUCAAACUUGGCUCUAUGGUUACUCCUGAAUGGAUAGGUAGACACUACAUAACUAAAAUUGGAAAUAAACCUAAGGUGAAGCUUAAAGAGAUGAUUACUAAGAUCAGACAAAGCUUUAGGUGUGUUGUGUCUAUAGGCCAAUGUCGUAGGGAAAAGCAUUGGGCCAAGGAGCUAAUUGAAGGUAAAUUGACUGAACAUUAUGCCAGAAUAUGGGAUUAUGCACAAGACUUGUUAAGAUCCAAUCCAGGCUGGAAAAGAGGGUGUAGAUGGGUUAUUAGUUUGGAUGGGUGCUUUUUGAAGGGAGCAGUAAAGGGUGAGUUGUUGACAACCAUAGGUAGAGAUGCAAAUAAUCAGGUCUACCCAAUUGCUUGGGUUGUUGUCGAUGUUGAGAAUAAGGCUAACUGGACAUGGUUCCUUGAGCUUCUAAGGGCUGAUUUAGAUCUUGAUAGUGGAUGA
This is a messenger RNA of Lactuca saligna, 969 nucleotides long. The record is from the annotation of a GenBank genome assembly. NCBI's taxonomy places the organism in Eukaryota, Viridiplantae, Streptophyta, Magnoliopsida, Asterales, Asteraceae.